Messenger RNA from Thamnophis sirtalis, 9041 nucleotides. NCBI's taxonomy places the organism in Eukaryota, Metazoa, Chordata, Lepidosauria, Squamata, Natricidae. The record is from RefSeq and is a predicted model, not a curated record.
AACAAAACAAACAAAACAUGAUGUUUUGUUAAACACUAAUUCAAUGUAAUAGUACAAACAUUAAUGAAACUUUAUAAAAAAAGAAAAGAAAAUCAAGGUGCUCAUAUCCAUCGUUAAAAAUAAUAACUUUUUUAUCCUAUUUUGCUCCAUAUUCCACCCUCCACAACUGCAUCCAGAUUUGGAGAUGGAUAGUAAUGGUUCAGCAUCUAUUUCAAAGCCUCUGAACCAAUCCCAACUGAGCUCAGUGUCCAAAAAACACGGCAAGCUUAUUACUUUCUUGCGUACAUUCAUGAAGUCUCGACCAACCAAGCAGAAACUGAAACAGCGUGGGAUCUUAAAGGAGAGGGUAUUUGGCUGUGAUCUUGGAGAACAUCUUCUGAACUCUGGCCACGAUGGUAAGGAAAGAAGCGAACAAUGCUUGUUAUGCACACUUCGUUUAUACAAACCAGCACAGAAACCACUUCGGAAAGAAACGCAAACCGUGUUGUUUUCUGAUUUAAUAUAUUCUCCCCCCCCUCCCUUUUUGUUUUUCCCUCCCUUCAGGCAUGAGUUUGACUCCGAACAAAUCCCCGACUUGACAAAAGAUGUCUAUAUUCAGGAUAUACACUGCGUGGGUUCACUCUGCAAACUUUAUUUUCGAGAACUCCCCAAUCCUCUGCUCACCUAUCAGCUCUAUGAGAAAUUUUCGGAUGCUGUAUCUGCUGCUACCGACGAAGAAAGACUGGUGAAAAUCCACGAUGUCAUCCAGCAGUUGCCACCACCACACUACAGGACCCUGGAGUUCCUUAUGAGGCAUUUAUCACACCUAGCUGAAUAUUGUGCCAUCACAAACAUGCAUACCAAGAACUUAGCUAUUGUCUGGGCACCAAACCUACUAAGAAAGAGGCCUCCCAGUAAGAUGAAAAAAUCCCCCGUUGGCAGCUGGCGCUCCUUCUUUAACCUGGGAAAAUCAUCCUCUCUUUCCAAACGGAAACUGCAGCGCAACCCAAGCGAGCCAUCCGAAAUGAAGGCGAUCGCUCUGGCAGCCCAGUUGCCAUUAAGAGUAGUGUCUGCUUGUUUGACGCAACUUCUUGACUUGUUAAUUAACUGUCUUCAAAAUGUAAAAAAAAGUGCUAAAUAUGGUGGAGUUUCUCCUGAAUCUCUUCUUUCACAGGCUCUCCUAAUUCACACCGUUCUCCCUCUUGCUUUGCCUUCUGUUUCUGUGGCAGGUCACAGUUCCUUGUCACGCCCUAAAUCUUUGCUGGUGUCGUCUCCCUCCACAAAGCUGCUUACCUUAGAGGAGGCCCAGGCAAGGACUCAGGCACAGAUCAAUUCUCCAGCCCUGACAGACAGCAAGUACAUCGAAGUAGGAGAAGGACCCGCUGCUUUGCAGGGGAAGUUCCAUACCAUCAUAGACUUCCCCUCUGAAAGAUCAAAACAGAUAGAAUCUGCUUGCUUCAGUGGAACAGCAGCUUUUAUGGAAGUACGAAUCCAAUCAGUGGUGGUGGAAUUCAUUCUCAAUCACGUAGAUGUCCUUUUCAGUUCUAAACUCAGCUCUGUCAUUCGAGAGAGUGCAGUUUUGCCAGGUGAGUCUAAACUCUUUCGACCCCGAAGGCCAAGAUCGAGCAGUGAUGCUUUGUCCGUUUCUUUUAACGGGGAAUUGUUGGGAAACAUGAAUCGCUGCAAUUCUUACGACAAUCUUCCCCAGGACCAAGAAAGCGACGGCGACGAGGGACACCUGCAGGUCCCUGCCCUCAUUUCUCCCAGGUCGGCAGAGGACGUCGACCUGAGCCCGCCGGAGAUUGGGGUGGCUAGCUUGGAUUUCGACCCAAUGUCUUUUCAGUGCAGCCCCCCCAAAGCAGAAUCCGAGUGUCUCGACAGCAGCACCUCCCUGCUGGAGUCAGUGGACUACAACAAGGAUAAGCCAAGCCUCUUCAAGAAAGAGCUGGACUCGGGCAGCCAAUCUCACACGCCCUGCAGCGCCACCAGCUCGGAACCAGUUUCUCCUUACCAAGAAAAAAACCCAAGUCCCUUCUUCACCCUGGAUUUGAGGCCCUCUGAAGAGAGACCCUCAAAACACUUGUCUUUCUCCGAGAAGCUCACCUGUGCCUAUUCCCCCAAGUCGGGCCAAAAGCCAGUCAAGUCUCCACCUCUCGCGGGAUCGGAGCCCGUUCCUUAUUCUGCCCCCAGCCGAAUGCCAGACGUGGUCACUGGAGGAGCGUCAGAAAGCAUUGGCCCUUUGGAUUGGGCUAAAAAAACCGGCGACGGCAACGAAGCAUCAAGCAUGUCCCUCUCCCAGCUCAUGGUGUCACCUCUGAGAAGCAAUGAGAGUAGGCACGGUGAAGAGCACCAGCAGGAACUCCAGAACGCGGGAGAUACCAAGAAAGCAGAGCUUCAAGAAGAGGUGGAUCCCCUUACGCUCAGCAGCGGCCAGAGUAAGCCUGUACCUUCUGGACUGACACAGCCAGGAGCCGUUGCCCUUGCCACCCCCCAGGAUUCUGCUCCAGUCAAUUCUGUUUCUGUUGUCCCUCCUCCACCUCCGAAAAAUGCCGCCCGCAUCCUGGCUCUUGCUCUGGCCGAAUCUGCCCAACAAGCUUCUGUUCAGUCUCAGAAGAAACCCGAUAUUUAUUCAGACUGUAACAACUGCGGGAAAAGUGAGAGCGCGGGAAGUCUAGAAAAAUUCCACCCGUAUCCCGGCUCUGCUUCGGAACGGCUCCAGUUCUAUGCUCCUCUGCCAGAGAACCCGCUCAGUUUUCAGGUAGUUGGGGACCUUCAAAGAAGCGGGCUGCCCUCAGUUCAGGGCCCCCAAAUCAGUGGCGUGUCCGAAGGCGACAACCAUCUCCACGUUGUCACAUCUGAACAUCGGGACCACGCCACUUUCUCUAACAACAUGGCAGGGGACCUUCACGGUGGUACUAACAUGGUCUGGGACCACUCCCACUUCUAUCCAUGUACAGUGGGGGAGACUCACCUUCUCACUCAGUCUUUUGCCUCGGAAGAUCAGAGUCAUCUUCAUUCCUGUCCUGGACGAGCUGUUCAGGCCGAGCCACCUACAGCGGAGAUACCCCCGGAAAGUCCUCCUCUCCAUGCUGGGGUCCCUUUGGAUAAGAACCCAAUCCAGGCCACCAAGAUUCAUCUUCCCCUCUGUAAAGUGGAGGACAGACUCCUUCCCUUCCCUCCGGUCCCUCCUGGGGAGAAAAAUGUCCCUGAUGACUUGGCCUGCGUAAUAAAGAACUACCCGGCAGCUGCCAAACCUAAUCCUGGCAUGUCCAGACAGAACAUCCCCCCUCAGCCUUCUACAGUCACCAGCAACAUUUCAUGGGGGGAAGCAGCUCUUCCUGCAGGAAGCCACCAAGUUCUACCCGUGAGACCAGGGGACCAGCCAGCUGUGGGACAGACUCCUCCUAAGAAACCUUCCGGCGGCUUCAGUCAGGUACAAGGAGAGGCAACUCCAGACAAAUUGCUGGAGCCUAGAACAGCUGAGUCAGCUCCCGUCGUGGGGGCUGAGGCCAGUGCUACAAUCCAGUGCACUUCAGCCACCCCAGUGGCUCUGUUUCAUCAGGGACAUUUGGAGAAACCCCGAGAAAACACCAGGGCUCCACCUUUACAGAUGAGGUCCGAAUCUGUCCCAGCUCAAUCGUCGUACGCUUUCAUGCCUCCAGUGCCGCCUGUGAGGACAAUGGAGAGCAAACUUGCAGCCGCCAUGCAUUCCAACAGCACCGAUACGAUAAACCCUGCCCAUUUCCAUGCUUUUAUGGCUUCUUCCUCAUUGCCACUGUCAGCAGAGGAUGUGUUGGCAACCUCUACCCUGUCUAAGCAAACAUCCCUUCCAUCAGCCUAUUUCCUUCCCUCCAAGUCAGAAAGCACGCCGGAGGCUCCAGCGCAUCCCAAACCCUCAUCGGCUCAUCAGUAUAGGGCUGAAAAUAGCCAGCCCCACCUUUUUCACAGCAAGUCUGAGCAGCAUCCGGGCUACCCUUCUCUUUCGGAGGCCCCGCCUUCCUUGGGGUCCCGAUAUAACGCGUACGCCAGUCAAGGAAAGAGCCCGUAUGUUCAUUAUGCCAAGCCUCGCAGUCGGAUCGAAUAUCUGUCUUCCCUAAGCCCAACGAUGAGCAGCAGUUGCGCGGAGGAAGCCCCACCCUACCCCACCAUCCGGAGGGUGCAUUCUCUGCAUGUGUCCACCCCCUCCGCCAUCAGAUCAGUUCCCAUCUCCCGCACUGAGGUGCCUCCUGAUGACGAUCCCCUUUAUUGCCCUAGACCCCUCCUCCAGUACAAGCCAUAUCAGCCCCACGGAGAUUAUCACGUCACUCAGCUGCAACCUUAUUUUGAGAACGGCCGGGUUCAUUACCGAUACAGCCCGUACUCAAGUUCCUCCAGCGUUUCUUGUUACACUGCAGGCGAGGGUGGAUUUUACGACUUGGAUCCUUACGGUACAGUGCGUUUGAGGCAGUUCCAUCCUCUCCCAGGCAAAGAUUUUCCAUCCUACUCCAAGUUACCGACCAAGAACCUCUAUCGCUGUCCCGGUUUACCAUCCUACCCUCGGGGAGGUCUUCCUGGGCAUCUAGCUGGCAAAGAGCAUAGUUUCAUUAGCAGGGACGUGCCGCCUGCCCCUGAUGUCAAACCCAUGUACGUCUCCUGGGACUUGGAAGAUAUGGAGAAAUACUGCAUGCAGUCCAUCCGCCGAGAGAGCCGUGCCCGUCAGAAAGUCAAGGGACCAGUCAUGUCCCAGUAUGACAACGUAGCCCCUUUGUUGCAAGAGGAGGCACGUGCCACAGACAUUGUUCACUUGCGCAGCAAAUCUGAUCCUGGGAAAACUGGACUCCUCACUGUUGCUGACGGGAAAGAAGGGAGAUACCUAAGCAAGGGAGGGGCACCUGAGGGAGAGGAACACUACUACGGACCCCAGCCAGAACCGGACGUCGACAGAGCCCAUUACCGCGGAGGUUAUGGGAACGGACAGUCAGAGAAACCUCUGCUCCCUCAGAAACAAAGCAGCCUCAGGAGCAGGAAACCGCCCGAGGCUGGUUGUAAUUCCAUUGAGCACAGAAUGCACCUUGCACACGAAGCAGCCCACAGGCAGCCGCCAGAUGCUAAAAAUGCCCCUUCCUACGCUGAUUACCGACCAAAGGGCCACCCGUCAGAACCCACGGAAACCCUGAUAUAUCAGCACUCGGGUGGGAAAUACAUCCCGGCCAAUCACGACGUGUUGAGACUGAACCAUAAAGAGGCGAAGCUGGCCGAGGACGGAGAGCGGGCUCGGUCACGACACCCGGCUGCUCCAGCUGAAAAGCACUCCAGAGACUGCUAUAAAGAGAGUGAGCACUACGGGCAGCCUCCGGGCCCACCACCGAAGCCGGAACGGAGCCACAGCCUCCGGUUCCAGCACUCUGAGAGCACACAGCGGGAUGCCAGUCUCCUAUACCCAUACCAAACCCUUGGCAAACGCCAAAGUACGACUGUGGUAUCCCAGUAUGAUAAUUUGGAUGAUUACCGUACCAUGCCUCAGCACCAAAGAGGGGGAUACUCUGGAGGAGGAGGGGGAGUGGCACCUUCUUUUCCUCAUCCACAUAGUAGGACUUAUGCCACAGCUUUGGGCCAAGGGGCGUUCCUACCGUCUGACCUUUGCCUUCAGCGGCCAGAGACGGAAGUCCAUGCAGAGUGAGCUCGGGGAGGGGGCGAAGGGAUAGAGUGUUAGCAGCCUCUGCUGGACAGUGGACUGGUUUAUUUUUUCAAUGAUGCACAAACAUGCACACGAACACACAAAAGCAACUCCUUCCAUUAGCCCCGUUGCGUUUCUGCUCCGUCCGGUCCUCAUGCCGCUUAUAGGGACAUUUAAAAACAAAACAACAACACUAAAGGCAUAGUUUUAUCCCGUCGUUUAAAAUGUAGCUUGCAGCAGCCACACACGGGCUUAUUUUUUGUUGUUAAAACUUGAAGCCGCAACCGUUCUCCAGGAAGAGCAGCAUUAAGGAUGAAGAGAGAGAUGGGUCGCACUGUGAAUGAUGCUCAGUUUCCAUAGAUUUCAACUCACGGCGUUUCCCUUUUAGCGGUCCCCGUCCUUUAAAGCCACACGCAUGAUGUACGUACCGAUAGGCUAACCCAGACGUUUCUUCUCCAGGCAAAAAGUCCCUUGUUACGUGAUCGUUUAGAGGAAGUUUUUUAUGGAAUGCCAAGCUUUAGUAAAUAUUUUAACUUGGUCCUUUCAGGUUUUAUGCCUCAAAUUCCAGGAGAGGUGGGGGGGGGGAUGAUUUUUGCAUUGUGUGCUAUUCUCCCUUUAAUUAUACUACCACAUCUUAUCACUUUUUUGCACCCUCAAUUUUGCUUUCCCUAUUUGUCAAGGUGCAAGCCAGCCACCUGUUGGGCGCCUGGUAUCAGUAAGAAGGUAGUGAGGUCUCAGGCAUGUUACCUGGUUUUAUUCCCCCCAUGAAGAAAUCUGUAAUAAACUGCUUCAUAUAUUUGGAGAAGUGAGGGGUGAGUGAGGGAGGGAGGGUACUGUUCAUACGUUAUAAAUGGAGCUAUGCUUUGCCAGACCUACAGGCGGUGCCUGUAUUAUCUCAUAAAGGGAAUCAUCCUGAACAUCUUUUGCGUAUUUUGCAAAAGCUUCUGAAAAACAGAAUAUCCAGAAUAUUUUUCUCCUGCGUGAGAGCCAUUGAAAAGCGUGAUGCUUGGUUCCCCCCCCCCCCCCCCAGAAGUCACGGAUACAAGAGAAUGGUGAUGCAUUUCAUCGUUUUAGCAGUGGGAAUUUAUUUCAACGUUGUUAUUAAGUAGCCUUGUGCCUAGCCUAACCCAACAGUGGUCUAGACCAGGGGUCUCCAACCGUGGCAACUUGUGGACUUCAACUCCCAGAAUUCCUCAGCCAGCUAAAGCCCACAAGUCUUAAAGUUGCCACAGUUGGAGACCCCUGGUCUAGAAAACAAUUCCAUAUUUCUUUCCGAUUGCUCAGUUGGUGCUGCUGAUCCUGAUAAGCUCUACAUUAUGAAGUGGGGAAGGUACUGCAGAUGUAGGGAAUAUCCCAGUUGGUUUGAUGGGAGGGAUAGUAAAACACGUCCACAGUGCACAGGAACCUAUUGUGUAGUGUUUAUAGGUAGCAGAAAAUGGUGGUCUGGCAAAAAGUGGGCUGGGGGGGGGCGGGGAGGCUCACAAGUCCCAUGUUGCCCCACACUGUGUGCAGUAGAUGCCCUGCGGGUAUACAACUCUCACACUUUUUAUAUUUUUAUCUUAAGAUGCCUGUUGAAAGGGGAGACUGUAUGGAAUUGCUUUUCUGGAAAAAAGUUAUAAAUAUGCACAGCUCUUCUUCCUAGUGUCCUUGUCAGAAUUGGAGUGCGGAGGGACUUUUAGUUUUCAUGCCUGCCUUAGGAUAGCUCAAAUAACAUGUCAGCCCUCGGCUACAAAACUUUUCUAAGGUGGCCAGAGUUUAUCCCAGGAAUAAAGUGCUUUCUUCUUUGAGGUCACCACGACAACGUAAAGCUAGAAUGAGGGCCGUGAAUGAAGCAUCCGUGUCAUUUCUCUUGUGCACUUGGCCCUUGUUACAGCAUGAUGGGCAUUAAUUCAGAAUACUACCUAUGCCAGGUUUCCCUGGAGCAACAUCGGGCAUCUCACAAGGGUAACAGAAGCUUCUCAAAACCAGCAAAAUACCAGCUAUUCCGAUUGUCUCCCCUGCAGCUACAGUCCGAUUACGUCCUUUUGGUUCUUCGAUGCCUAUUUCUUUUGAAGUUCCGAUUGUCUUAAAUGUACAGAUUUAGGGGUCAGAAAAUUCACUGUGAUUUAAACUUGCAUCUGUUUUUCUUUCUUUUUUAAAAACCCUUAUGUGUGUUUUGUUCGCUUAUGCUGCAUAAGUGAGAAACAGAGAAAGGGGCAUUCCAAUAAACCAAUACAGAGGUCUUCAAACUUGGCAACUUUAAGACUUGUGGACUUCAACUUCCAGAAAUCUGGGAGUCGAAGUCCACAGGUCUUAAAAGUUGCCAUGUUUGGGGACCCCUGCACUAAUGUCUGGAGCAAACAGAUUUUGUUUUUGCUAGGGUCUUUCCUUGCCCCUUCUAGCAAGCCCAGUGGUAAACCCACAAAUGGCGCAGAGCCAUUUUGACUUCCAGCCUCUUGAUGUUCUGUUGGUGGAUGCUGAUUUACAUCGUUCAGUUUACCUCUAGGAUUAGGGCAAGGAUAUAUUGUUGUCCUUAGGAUACUUAAGGUUCAGGUUGCAAUACCUACAGUUCAAGCUUGCAUCUUCACAAAAAAAGUCCUCCAUUUUCCUUGUAUUCUCUACUUACAUCAGUCUUAGGCUACCUGCUGCCCAAAACCAACCUGAUUUCUUUUCACAUCUGUAACUCUUGUUUUUCUCCCUCCUUUACCUGAGCCAAUGAUAAUAUGAUAUCUCUUUUUUUUGUUGGGGGGGGGGCGAGGGGGAAGAAGAGCCCACUCUGCUUGAUUUUUUAAAUACCAUUUUCAUGUGUUGCCAUAAAUACCUGAGCUGAAUCCUUGGGGGGCCCCUUACUCUGUCCACCACUUAAAGCAUUUAACCAAAAACAAUUUCAACCUGGAAUUGAACAUCCAGGCACUGAAUAUUGGCACCUGUGGCAUAGGGGCUUCUGCGUGAUUGGGAAAGUGAUGUACAAGGUUUUAGCUCAAAACCAAGACUUCAGUGGCAGCAAUUAAAUUCAGCAACGUUUCCUGAGCUUGAAAGAGCUGCGACAACCCCUCCAUUCCUCCUAUAUUUCUAUCACUAUUUUUUUUAAAAAAAGCCCCCUUCCCACCCCCAUGAAAGCCAUAGAAAUUAACUAUGCAGGCCUGUUCACGUACCCUGGUUAAUUUUGGAAACCCUGAACUUUAAAAGGAGACAUCUCCCUCUUCUUUAAAUCUAGACUCCACUCCCACAGUGUAGGAAGAGUAAGCGUUGUUCAUCUUUUUCCUGUAAGCACGGGUUGUGGUGGCUAAAAAUGCAUGCUCAUCAGAUCCGCCAUAAUAGUUCUAAUUUAGCUCUGUAGCAACUGGCCUUCAGGUCCCAAACAAGAGCCGAGGUGGCGCAGCGGUUAAAUGCAGCACUGCAGGCUACUUCAGCUGACUCCAGUUCU